AUGGUCCACCGCGCCAUGUCCUUCACCCCGCAAACCCUCCUCUCGGCGCCCCGCCGCAGCGCCGGCGUCCCCAACGCCCUCGGCACCAAAGUGCUCUACACGACCUCGACGUACAGUUUCGAGUCGCACAGCCAGUCGACGGAGCUGCGCCUUUUGGAUGUCUUGACUGGCCAAGCGGAGCUUUUGGCGGAGGACGAGGAAGUGAGCGGAUUGAACUGGUUGGAUGAAAUUGGGAGUGAGUUUGCGUUCUUGGGAGAGGGCGGGAAGGAGUUGGUUGUGGGGGAUGUGCGGGGUGGGAAGGUCGUUGCGGGGAAGUUUGAAGGGCCGGUGGGGGAUUUGAAGGUGAGGAAGAUUGCUGCGGGAAAGUGGGCGGUUGUGGUUAGUGGGGAGGUUGAUUCGAAGACUGAGGGCGUGUUUGAUCCGGAGAGGAAGAAGAAGACGAGGAGUUCGGGGAAGUUGUAUAAGGGGUUGUUUGUGAGGCAUUGGGAUCGUUGGGAGAGUGCUGAGAGGAAGACGCUUUGGUAUGGGGUUUUGACGAAGGAGAGGAGUGGGAAGUUCAAGUUGAGUGCGUUGAGGAAUGCGCUGAAAGGGUGGAAGGGGCUGGAGACUCCGGUUCGGCCUUUCGGGGGCACGGACUCCUUCGAUCUCAGCACGGAUGUCGAUGGGAACGGAGGGAGGAUUGUCUUCGUAUCCAAGGAUCCUGUGGCGAAUCCGGCGUUGAACACGAAGUGCAAUACUUAUGUUGUGGAGUUGGAGGCUUGGGAUGAGGAGGUCAAGGGGUUGUUUGAGAUCAGUGUGCCUGGGUAUGAGGGCGCGGCGACGAGUCCUGCGUUCAGUCCCGAUGGGAAGUCGCUGGUGUUCUUGAAGAUGAAGACAAAUGGAUAUGAGGCUGAUCGGAACGAUAUAUUCGUUUUGAAUCUGGGCGAUGAAUCGACAACUCGGGAAGCGACACCGAUAUCUGCUAAGACGGCUGGCAAUGACGAGAACCUCGCACGCAGUCCCUCUUCCGUCGUCUUCGCCAGCGACAACGAAACACUCCUCUUCACCGCCGAGGACUUGGCCACAUCGAAACUCUUCAGCCUCAAAAGAAACGGACUCGCCUGGAUCGUCUGGCCUCUGACCAAAAACGGCUCCAUCAGCGACGUUGUCCCCCUCUCGACAGGUCAGAUCUUCGUCUCCGGCAGCUCCCUCAUCGACCCAUCUUUCUACUCCCUCAUCGUUCCGCAAACUACACCCACCACCAACACCGACGCCCUCACAACCUGGACAUCCUCCCUCUCCAACCACGGCAAAAAAUUCAACCUCUCCCCCUCUCAAAUCGCCUCCAUCUGGACCCCCGCCUCCAACCCCAAAAUCACCAAACUAAUCCACUCCCUCGUCAUCUACCCCUCCACCUUCCACCCCUCCAAAACCUACCCGGUCGCCUACCUAAUCCACGGUGGGCCACAAUCCGCCUGGAAUGACUCCUGGUCGACGCGCUGGAACCCGGCCAUCUUCGCCGAGCAAGGCUACAUCGUCGUCGCGCCGAAUCCCACAGGCAGCACGGGCUACGGCCAGGCCUUCACAGACGCGAUCCGGAACAACUGGGGUGGGGAUCCCUAUCAGGAUAUCGUGAAUGUGGUGGAGUGGGUGGGCAAAGAGGGGAAUUUGAAGGGCGCGGAUAAUGAGCGCGCCGUGGCGUUGGGCGCGAGUUAUGGCGGGUAUAUGAUUAAUUGGAUCCAAGGCCACCCCCUCGGCCGCGCAUUCCGCUCCCUCGUCUGCCACGACGGCAUCACCUCCUUCCCCGGCGGCAUGCUCUCGACGGAAGAAUUCUACUUCCCCUUCCACGACCUCGGCGGAACUCCCUGGUACCACCCAGAAACCACCACCACCACCCCAUCAACAAACAACAAAACCGUCUCCAACCCUCAUCCCUCGACAAGCAUCUCCGCCUGGCAAAAAUACGACCCCUCCCACCACUUCACCCACUGGUCCACGCCCCAGUUAGUAAUCCACUCCUCCAAAGACUACCGCCUGCCCAUCUCCGAGGGUCUCGCGGCUUUCAACGUCCUCCAAGCGCGGGGCGUGCACAGUCAGUUCCUCACCUUCCCCGAUGAGAAUCAUUGGGUGUUGAAGGUGGAGAAUUCGUUGUUGUGGCAUCGCGUGGUGCUGAAUUGGAUUAAUCGGAGUGUGGGGUUGGAAGCGUUUAGUGAGGGGGAGGAAGAGUUGGGGGAGGAGUUUUUUGGGGGGGUUGUUGAUGAUGAAGAGGAGGAUGGGGAGGAAGGAAAGGGGGAGAAUCGGUUGAAUGAUGGGUGA
Messenger RNA from Zasmidium cellare ATCC 36951, 2295 nucleotides. RefSeq lists its product as uncharacterized. The record is from RefSeq and is a predicted model, not a curated record. Gene Ontology annotation, biological process: proteolysis. Lineage: Eukaryota; Fungi; Ascomycota; Dothideomycetes; Mycosphaerellales; Mycosphaerellaceae. The transcript is spliced from 2 exons. Bases 1 to 2295 code for a protein of 764 amino acids. Gene Ontology annotation, molecular function: serine-type endopeptidase activity.